AUGUCAAUUCUGAGGAUUCUAAUAUGUGGAGGUGGCUGUGCUGGGCCUGCGCUCGCCUUCUGGCUUGCCCGUGCUGGCCAUCAGGUUGUGUUGGUCGAACGAUUCCCGGCCCUGAGAGCGUCCGGUGCGCAGGUAGACCUCCGUGCGCAAGGAAUUGAGGUUAUAAAACGCAUGGGACUUUUAAAUGCCGUUAACAGUAAGCUCGUGGACGAAGCUGGAGUGUCUUUUGUCAAUUCCCAAGGCGAGGUUAAGGCAACUAUCAUGGCCAACACCUCUGGCAAAGGCACCCAGUCCCUAACGUCGGAAUUUGAGAUUAUGCGUGGGGACUUUGUCCGGAUACUCUAUAAUGCGACAAAAGACAAUGUGAAGUAUGUAUUUGGAAAGACUGUUGAACUCUUUGAAGAAAACGAAAAAGAGAUUGUGGUGCACUUCUCCGAUAAGACGUCGGAUACCUUCGAUCUACUAGUCGGAGCGGAUGGGCAAGGGUCACGUAUCCGCAAAGUUAUCUUACCAGCUAGAUCUCCAGAGCCUUAUCAAAGACUAGGGAUAUAUAUGGCCUACUUUUUUAUUCCGCGCACUGAGAGCGAUAAUAACAUUCGCAGAACAUAUCACGCCCCCGGCGGCAGAAUGAUCAUGCGAAGGACUCACAAUCAAACAGAAACACAAGUCUAUUUCAUUCUCAAGGACGAUUCCUUGGAUGCUUCACUCAUACCCGGGAAGGAUAUUGAGCAACAGAAGAAGUUCUGGGCGAAACGAUUCCACAACGCCGGAUGGCAGACCGAUCGAUUUCUUGAGGCUAUGAAGACUACUCAAAGCUUCUAUUGCCAGGAAGCACUACAAGUGCGCUCGGAGACGUGGCAUAAAGGCCGGGUGGUUCUUCUUGGGGAUGCCGCAUACUGCCCAUCUCCGUUUAGUGGCAUGGGUACGACAGGGAGUCUGGUCGGAGCUUACGUCCUAGCUGGUGAAAUUAACCGAAGUUCCGAUGACUUACCAGGCGCGUUUAAAAAGUAUGAUAAAACAGUACGACCUUUUAUUGAAGAAAUUCAAAAGAUUAACCCUUUUUUGCUGCGACUGGGCAUUCCCGAUACUGCAUGGGGAAUUGCUAUUCUACAUUUCGUUGCAGGAUUGCUCUGUUAUCUUCGCAUACCAUAUCUGAUAGCAAGAUUCUCAGAGACAGAAAAAGGGGGUUGGAAACUACCAGAUUAUGAUGAGCCAAAGCAGGUUUAG
This is a messenger RNA of Talaromyces proteolyticus, 1227 nucleotides long. RefSeq lists its product as uncharacterized. The record is from RefSeq and is a predicted model, not a curated record. The coding region runs from base 1 to 1227 and encodes 408 amino acids. Gene Ontology annotation, molecular function: FAD binding. The transcript has a single exon. Lineage: Eukaryota; Fungi; Ascomycota; Eurotiomycetes; Eurotiales; Trichocomaceae.